This is a messenger RNA of Zalophus californianus (California sea lion), 945 nucleotides long. Its product is annotated as calponin-1-like. The record is from RefSeq and is a predicted model, not a curated record. The coding region runs from base 145 to 945 and encodes 266 amino acids. Lineage: Eukaryota; Metazoa; Chordata; Mammalia; Carnivora; Otariidae. The transcript has a single exon. Gene Ontology annotation, biological process: actomyosin structure organization. Gene Ontology annotation, molecular function: actin binding.
UCUGCUCACUUCAACCAGGGCCCUGCCUAUGGGUUGUCUGUUGAGGUUGAGAACAAGCUGGCCCAAAAGUGUGACCACGAGCAGGAGCAGGAUCUCCGAGAAUGGAUCGAGGGGGUGACAGGGCACUGCAUUGGCCACAAUUUCAUGGGUGGCCUCAAAGAUGGCAUCAUUCUUUGCAAGUUCAUCAGUAAGUUCCAGCCAGGCCCCAUGAAGCAAGUCGGUGAGUCAACCCAAAAUUGGCACCAGCUAGAAAAUAUUGGCAACUGCAUCAAGGCCAUCACCAAGUAUGGGGUAAAGUCCCAUGACAUUUUUGAGGCCAACGACCUGUUUGAGAAAACCAACCACACCCAGGUGCAGUCCACCCUCCCAGCCCUGGCGAAGACGAAAGGGAAUAAGGUGAAUGUAGGGGUGAAGUAUGCAGAGAAGCAGGAACAGAAAUUUGAGCCAGAGAAGCUAAGAGAAGGGCAGAAUAUCAUCGGGCAACAGAUGGGCACCAACAGAUUUGCUAGCCAGCAGGGCACGACGGCCUAUGGCACCCCAUGCCACCUCUGUGACCCCAAGCUGGGCAAGGACCAGCCCCUGGACCAGGCCACCAUCAGCCUGCAGAUAGGCACCAACAAGGGAGCCAGCCAGGCUGGUCUGACUGUACCUGGGACCAAGCAACAGAUCUUUAAGCCUGGGCUGGGCAUGGAGCACUGUGACAUGCUCAACGUCAGCCUGCAGAUGGGCAGCAACAAGGGGGCCUGGCAGCAGGGCAUGACAGUGUAUGGGCUGCUGUGCCAGGUCUCUGACCCCCCAAACUGCCUAAGGCCUGAAUACUCAGAGCUGGGCAAGCCUGCCCAUGACCACCACCCACACAACUGCUACAACUCAACCUGGGGCCCUGGGCACCCCCCACCCUGCCUCCCCUCCAGGGAGGCCAACUGCUGCUCUCAGCAGGGGUGA